Molecule: messenger RNA, 3358 nt
Organism: Eptesicus fuscus (big brown bat)
Lineage: Eukaryota; Metazoa; Chordata; Mammalia; Chiroptera; Vespertilionidae
Gene: DKK2
Product: dickkopf WNT signaling pathway inhibitor 2
Exons: 4
Coding region: 437-1216 (259 amino acids)
Biological process (GO): multicellular organism development; negative regulation of canonical Wnt signaling pathway
Cellular component (GO): extracellular region
Molecular function (GO): co-receptor binding; receptor antagonist activity
Source: RefSeq, a predicted model, not a curated record
CCAGGGAGGCCAACGGAGAAGGAACUCGUGUGGACCUGGUGAGCGACUCGGAGCACCGGACCGCGGAGACCACGGAGGCGCGCGGGGCAAGGAGCAGCGGAAGCGGUGCGGUCCGCGGGGCUGAGUCUUCUUGCACCUCGGGUCACGCCUCCUUGGCGAGAAGGCGGGUCACCUUUGAUUGCUUCCAGUUACUGCAGAACUUCCUGCCCUGGCGGUGCAGUGGGUCUUGCCUGGGUCGCACUAGCUCCCGGUGUGAGGCGUGAGACUUUGAGUUCACACGGUGCGGGGCCCCCGCCGCCAAGAGGGGUUGGGGAACGGAGUCUGCGAGCCUCCGCGCCCCCACUGAGCGGCCCCGUGUUGGGUCCUCCCCCCCCCCACCCCUGCAUCAGAACCCCCCGGCCUUGGCGCCUCCCUCCCCGGGACCCCUCGCCCGGAUAUGGCCGCGUGGAUGCGGGGCAAGGACUCCUCCCGCUGUCUGCUCCUCCUGGCCGCGGUGCUGAUGGUGGAGAGCUCACAGCUCGGCAGUUCGCGGGCCAAACUCAACUCCAUCAAGUCCUCUCUGGGCGGGGAGACGCCACUGCAGGCCUCCAAUCGAUCUGCGGGCACCUACCAAGGACUGGCUUUCGGCGGCAGUAAGAAGGGCAAAAACCUGGGGCAGGCCUACCCUUGCAGCAGUGAUAAGGAAUGUGAAGUUGGGAGAUACUGCCAUAGUCCCCACCAAGGAUCUUCAGCCUGCAUGGUGUGCCGAAGGAAAAAGAAGCGUUGCCAUAGAGAUGGCAUGUGUUGUCCUGGUAACCGCUGCAAUAAUGGUAUCUGCAUCCCAGUCACUGAGAGCAUCUUAACCCCUCAUAUCCCAGCUCUGGAUGGCACUCGGCACAGAGAUCGAAACCAUGGCCAUUACUCAAACCACGAUUUGGGGUGGCAGAAUCUAGGAAGACCACACACUAAGAUGUCACACAUAAAAGGGCACGAAGGAGACCCCUGCCUGCGAUCAUCAGACUGCAUGGAAGGUUUUUGCUGUGCUCGUCACUUCUGGACCAAAAUCUGCAAGCCAGUGCUCCAUCAGGGGGAAGUCUGUACCAAACAGCGCAAGAAGGGCUCUCACGGGCUGGAAAUUUUCCAGCGGUGUGACUGCGCAAAGGGCCUGUCUUGUAAAGUAUGGAAAGAUGCUACCUACUCCUCCAAAGCCAGACUCCACGUCUGUCAGAAAAUAUGAUCACUUCAGAGAACAUGCAUCAUGAGCAGACUGAAUCUGUGCAUUUAAGUGCAUCAUAGCACAGAGGAUUUGGAUCUCAGAAGAAUGGCUAAUGUAAGGCAUGUGAUAAGAAUAUGAAUCACAGACCGAGAGAAAGAAAAAGAGAACUAAGUCUAUUGGAAAGGGUGACAAAUGUAGUACAACUAGUGUGUUUCCAUUAUGCAGCUUGUUUAUGUAAAUAAUGUACACACUUGUGAAAAUGCAAUUACUGGAAAAAGAAAGUACAGUGAAAAUUACUGACCAUGUGACUUUUCAGGAGUUUAGGCGGUGCUGGAGGAUCGGUUUCCUCCAGAUAGGAGAUUGUCUAUAAAAUAACCUAAAAGCCAUAUUUCUACUCCAAGUUAUAGUUUAAUAAAACACUCCCAGUGUAUCUUUGUAUACAUAGAAUGUAAAACAUGAAAAACAUUGUUAAAUAGGAAAUGAACAGAGUUAAUUUGUAACACAGAUCACCUUUUAAUUUGGAACACUGCUUUUACUGUUCCAUCAAAGGCCUUGGUAGACACACACAAAAAAAAGCAGUUGAUAUUUUCCAAAUAAUUUCAAAAUAAUUGCAGGUCUUCCAUCAAGGCCUUUAUAAAAGGAAAAAAAAAACACCACACAACUUGUUUUUCCUCAAACUGCUUAUUUGUGUUUUCCAAUAUUUACUUUCACCUAUACUUAAUAAGAACCAGCAUAACAAGACAAAAGUAGUCCAUUCAGAUUCUCAAGGGAUAUUGUUUCAUCUUUCUAGAUUUUAUGUGAUUCCUACCAUGAAUACAUGUUAUUUUCCAACCUAACCCCAGUAGUCGUGUAAAGCACAGAGAAGAAUUUUCAAAGAUUACAAAUCUUUAUAAGAUAGCCAGACUAUAUGGGAAACCAGGCUAAUAGAGAGAUCAGUACUUUUUAAGGCGUUGGCAUUCCCCAUGUGUUGAUAGCAUUAGACUGGUAAGCACACUUAUUCCUUACAUACUCUGCAGUACGGCGGGGUACAGCUGAGAGUGCAGACUGGAGCUGUGUCUCUCCUGCACUGGAGCCAGUAAGGAAAUGGGGGAAACUGCCCAGUAUCCAGGUUUGGGCAAUGCAUAGACAUGCCUGAAGCACAACAUGACUUUUCAUCUUUGAAUCCAAGGCUGCACAACUUAAAUGGAGUUUUCUAUGGGAUCUGCGAUCUCAAAAUACUCACCAUACAGAUGAGAACAGUGUGAGUUCACAACUUGACCUCAAAGUAUAUAUUUUAUAUAUUUGAGGUCCUAAAAUAAUAUGAGGAGUUCUCACAAAAUAAACUCUCAAGACAGGGAGUACAUAGUAAGGUUCCAUUGCCCUCAAUAAGCUCCUAACUGGCUGGUAGCAACAUCUGACUUUUUUGCAUCAACCUUCCCCUACAACUUCUUUUCUCCCAAAGAUACAGUUUCUGUUUUCUGCAUCCAUUGAGAUAAAAAAAAAUAUAUAAAUGGAAUAACUUGUAGAAUCUACAUAUUGCUAACCUAUAAAAACCACAGGUUCUUCAUUCUUUGAAACCAUUUUUUUUUUUUACUUUACUCACUUCCAAACAUUAUGUCUAAAGCAUAAGGUAAAAAUGUAUAGUUGUUACUUUUGACCUUUUCUUUUAUAAACUUAAAGUCACUCCUUAAUUAUUUUUUUUCACUUAACCCUCUUUAGUCUCAAAUUCAAGUUCUCCCAGUAGAAAUUGAACAUGAGCCUCCAUGUCUAUUAAAAAUUUCAGCUUCUCACACAUGUUUACUAGAAUAAUUAAGAUUUACGUUUCCUCCAUAUGUCUGCGAAAACAAAAAUUUUCAACUAACCUAUUCAAUAACCAAAGUCUGUACAAACAGGAUUCUACAUGCUUGGCAACAUAAAAAUUGAGCAUUUCAGUCAAAUGUUUCCUAUGUAACAAUUACAUUUACAAUCUGGUUUCUGCAUUAUUUCCCUUCUGUACAUCCCUUCAAAAAUUAUUAUUUGAAGUAAUUUAUUUACAGGAAAUGUUAAUGAGAUGUAUGUUCUUAUAGAGAUUUUUCUUACAGAAAGCUUUGUAGCAGAAUAUAUUUGCAGCAAUUGACUUUGUAAUUUAGGGGGAAUGUAUAAAUAAGAUAAAAUAUAUUAAAUUUUUCUCCUUCAAAAAUUGAA